GUGGAGGAGUCUAUGUAUCGGUAUGGAGUAUAGUGCCGACAGCAAACUGGAUGACAGGGAGUGCAGACAAGCCUCGCAUGCUCACACACUGAUCACUGGUGUACAGUGACUGUUGCUGCAGACUUCAGCAGGAUUCCAUCCUUUCUAUGAUUUUACCUCUUAUUUCUUCAAGCUGGACUCUUCAUUUCUUGAUUUUUGGACGCCUUUUGUGAGCCGCCUUACCCCCCUUUCCCCUUUUCCCUUUUCUCUCCCUCUCCACACUUCUCUUCCCUCUCUCCCCUUCAUUCUUCCCUGUUGAGCUUUUGAUCAAAUUUGGAUCAGCCUGUGCACUAAGAUGAGUUGGCUGAGUCGUUUAAAUCCAAGAGGUCCAGGCACUCGGACCAGUCGACAUGCAGCCCCAUCCAGCCCAUGCACUGCCGACCCUGAGACUUGUCUUAUGGUGUUUGAGAACCACUGGAGACAGGUGUCAGGGGUGUUGAAACAGAGAGAGUCUUCAGUGGGCUGCUAUGCCGAUGAUCUCACUGCAGUUCGCAAUCACACAGAUCAGAUGCUGUGCCUGCUAGCUGAAGAGAGACCAGCGGGGGGAGACAUUGAAUCACCAGCAAUGGGUCCUAUUCUGGAGAUGGUGGUGGCAGAAAACAUCCUUGAUGAGUUGGUACAAUGGCAUUUGCGCCGUGGUCUGGAUCCAGACAGCCAGCUGGAGCUGUUGAAAUUGUUUGAGAUGCUGAUAGGACAGUCACAUCAGCCCCUGCUCCUGCACAGUCCAGUGCUACAACCGCUCCUAAGCCUGCUGGGAGCAUGUGUGGAUCCCCAGCUGGGCUGCCCUGCUGCCCUAGAGUCCAGCCUCGUACUGCUGCUAAAUCAGGUAUGUGUAUGCAUGGCGAAGGAAACUGCAGUUUUGGAGUUGAUAUUUAGGUGUGGACCGGUACAGCAGGGUCCCACUAACCUGCUGAUCUUCUCCUUGUUGGUGCCAUUUAUUCAUCGAGACGGCUCUCUGGGGCAGCAGGCCCGUGAUGCGCUGCUGCUCGUCAUGGCAACCUCUGCCAGCAACCACACUGUUGCACGUCACAUCGCAGAGAACUCCUACUUCUGCCCAGUGCUAGCAACAGGGCUGAGUGGACUGUAUUCAUCCCUGCCACGGAAGAUUGAGGUACGGGGCGACGACUGGCAUGCCUUGCGGAGGGAGGACUGGAUGGGCGUCUCCUCUCUAGUGCUUUUCAUGAACAGUCUUGAAUUCUGUAAUGCUGUAGUACAGGUGGCACACCCUCUUGUGCGCUGCCAACUCCUUGACUACCUCCACAAUGGCUUCCUGGUUCCAGUCAUAGGCCCCGCUCUGCACAAGUCGUCAGUGGAUGAGAUGAUAGCAAGCACGGCAUAUCUGGACUUGUUUUUACGCAGUAUCACAGAAACUUCCCUCCUUAAGACCUUCCUGUGCUUCAUUCUGUUGCAUCGCCAUGACAAUGACACCAUCCUUGAUACACUACUCACACGCAUCAGCAGCAAUUCACGGCUGUGCAUGGUCUCUCUGAGUCUGUUCAAGACAUUGCUCAGUCUCAACUGUGAAGACCUCAUGCUCCAGCUUGUUCUCAGGUAUCUGUUGCCAUGCACACAUGUAAUGCUGAGUCAGCGAAGGGCAGUCAGAGAAACAGACCUCUAUGGCAAAUCAGCUGACAAGUUCCUUUCCCUCAUACCAGAAUGCUGCCGAAUCACUGCAGCACCCUCUAGUGAGCGGGAUGAUGAACCUGCCUUUUGGGGAAAGGUGCUAGGUAGUCCCACUUCAGAGUCACCGGUUCACCCAAGACCCAGCACUCCUUCCCGCCUCGCUCUCUUUAUUCGACAGCAAAGCUCAGGAGGCCAAGCCAACCCCCCCUCGUCUGGCUCGGAGAACGCUCCCUCUUCUCCUCGUGGUAGUGUUUCCUCCCCUCUGUCUCCUGACAGCCCCAUGCACCAACUCCAAGACGCUUCAGAAGGAGAGACUGGCUACCUGGAGUACCUGCGUGAUGCUCGGAAGGGUAUUGAGCUCUGCUCCUGGGCCUGUCGAGACUGGUCAGCCCCUUACGAUGGAGAAAAUCCCUCUCCAAACUCUGCUCCUCCUCCAUCUCCCGCUCCUACGUCCAACCCCUCCCUCAGUAUGGUACAAGAGCAUUUCUCCAUAAUGGACCCCGCUCAGCAGAGGGCAGCAGUCGUGGCUGCAGCAUGUGCCGAGUGGAGCAGUUCAGAUCGAGAUAGUGGAGAGUGGGCUGUUACCAUCAGCAAGAACUGUAUCAGUCUCACACCCCGCAGUAAGAAACACAGCCUUCUUCCCAGUUCUAUACCUCUCCAGUCUUCUUCUUCUGCAUCAGUCUCUACAGAAAUAACAGGUGCUGUGGAAACCGUAUCCCAACACUCUCAUUUGGCACUUCAUCCAGCGCUCCAUAAUGGUAUGGGGCAGGUGGAGCUCACAGACAGUGUGGAUGAGAGAAUGGAAGUUAAGAAAGUGAAAAGGGACUCUGAUGUAAAUAACAGCGUGGUGGAGUCAGGGAUGAACGGGUCGAUGGGUAUGUGCCCGGUUGACUACAAUGAUUUACACGUAGGAUCGGCAAUGAAAUCAUCUCAGGUGCAGGUGAAGCCACAUCUGCAACAUCAAACCUCCGUGCCCUCUUCUACCCAAGAGUGUCUGCAAAGCGAGAGCCAGAGAUUAUCUCCUGUUCCUGCCUUGACCGAGACUUCCACAGUUCCCCGUGAAAGUAGGGGUCCGGAGUCCGUUGAGCGUCUGAUUGAGGAGUUGCUGGAGCAGGCGCCGUCGGAGCCAUUGUCUGGAGACUCGAAAUGCCAGGGAAUCAGCAUUGAGGCUUUUCACCAGGAGCUGAAGGAGCUGGAGGAACGUGUAAGGGAGAGGAGGGUUCUUUCACGCAGCUCGGAGGAGUCCUCUCGGGAAUCUCGCACUGCUCCUGCUUCCAGCCUGACAGAUGAGGACUGUCUUCCAGUGGAGACUGAGCAGCACUCCAGUGAAACGAAGCCUGACAGCUCUGCCCCUGGGGUGUUUAGCCCCGCACGACCCCUCGGACAACCUCUUGCUCAACCGUACACAGGUCCAUUUAUAACAGUCCUGUUCAGUAAACUGGAGAGUAUGAUGCAGAACUCCCUAUAUGUGAACAUUUUGCUGACGGGUGUUGUGUUCCAGCUGGCCUGUUACCCUCAGCCUCUCCUCCGCUCUUUCCUCCUCAACGCCAACAUGGUGUUUCAGCCCAGUGUUAAAUCACUCAUUCAGGUGCUAGGAUCAGUAAAAAAUCGCAUUGAAGUAUUUGCAGCAGCACACGAGGAUUUCCCUGCCAUGUUAAGAAAGGCUCGCCGCUUUCUGGUUGCAAGAGGAAAGUUAGACUGGUCUGACUCACCCAUGGGAGUGCCCAACCUCCGUCGUUCAGACUCAUUAAUUAAAAGCCGAAAACCAUCUCUGGGCGAUCUUAUCCUGAGGCACACCAACAGUCCUACGAGAGCUCGACAUGCAGCUCAGUUGGCCUUGGCCCACGUGAGAGACGGAGGGCAGUCUCUGCACAGUGCUUUGUUUCGGGGUGGUGCAGCCAGUGGGGGCUCUGGCCUGGAGAAGCAGGCAGAGGCAUUAAGGGUGAAAAACGCAGUCUACUGUGCUGUUAUUUUCUCAGAGUUUCUCAAAGAGCUAGCAGCUCUUGCACAGGAGCAUGCUGUAGCCCUGCCCUUCCCACCUAGUCAAGGCACUGAGGAAUAACACCAGGCCAAAAUGUUCCUCUAUACUUGCUAUAUCCACUGUUCCCGGCACUGAGCUGUAGACUAUUAUAUCCCUGAGAUUUUUCAAACAAACAGUCUUUUUUUCAAGGGACUUAAUGCACUCAAAGAGACAGGAAAAAUCAGUUGAUCAUAAAGGUAAAGAGAGAGGACAUCUCUUGUUAAUAAUCUCAUGUUCAUAAUGUCGUUUUUUUUAUUGUACAGGACCAUUUAUCUAUUAAGCUUUAGGAAAUUGUGCAUAUAAAUCUUGUAUAUAGUCUAUAUAAAAUAUCUAUGUGUAUAAUGAUUUUU
Molecule: messenger RNA, 4032 nt
Organism: Sinocyclocheilus rhinocerous
Lineage: Eukaryota; Metazoa; Chordata; Actinopteri; Cypriniformes; Cyprinidae
Product: FTS and Hook-interacting protein homolog
Exons: 12
Coding region: 335-3724 (1129 amino acids)
Biological process (GO): lysosome organization; endosome to lysosome transport; endosome organization
Cellular component (GO): FHF complex
Source: RefSeq, a predicted model, not a curated record